This is a messenger RNA of Actinia tenebrosa (Australian red waratah sea anemone), 1675 nucleotides long. RefSeq lists its product as uncharacterized. The record is from RefSeq and is a predicted model, not a curated record. Gene Ontology annotation, molecular function: oligosaccharide binding. NCBI's taxonomy places the organism in Eukaryota, Metazoa, Cnidaria, Anthozoa, Actiniaria, Actiniidae.
ACUUUGUUUCACGGGCCAAAUAAAUCACUUUAUUAUCUUUUUCGAAUUUACAGCAAGGGGGAAAAGAACCAUGCUGUCACACGUGAUCAUCACGCUGUUAUCAUGUGUCACUCACGUGAUCAGUGAGUUCCAAUGUCAAGGAACCUGCUAUUCGGGAUCUUUCCCAAAKAACAACCAAGUCAUCAAGGGAAAACAUCUCAGAGGAYACUCCUACAAGAACAUUACCACUGAUGUUCCACGCACGUGCUUCUCGUCCUGUAUCAAUGACUGUCGUUGUAAGGCGUUCCAGAUGAAAGAUGUCAGGUGUGAGUUGCUGGAUGAGGRCAAGACUUCCAAGGCAGCAGACUUUGUUGAUGAGACAGGAUACGUGUACUAUGAUCUACAACAGACAUUCUAUAAAGGGAAAUCCCACAUGGAUGCAUGCUAUAAUGGUUGCUGUAAAAGUCAGCCUUGUAUAAACGGAGGAACCUGUGUAGAAAAUUGUGAGAACGCAAAAGUCAAGUUCAGCUGCAAGUGCCCAGCCACUUACAAAGGAAAAGUCUGUGAAAAGAGAGAGGUCGGUUCCUGCAUUGAUGUGUUGAAAGGAGCUGCACCAGGUACCAUGCCAGCAAAUGGUACCUACAUUAUCACCCGUAGCGAUACCAAGACUACUGUACCCGUCUAUUGUGCUUUUGAAAGUCCAAACCAGGCCUGGAAUCUCAUCGAGUCUUUCUCUCUACAAAAGAACAGUUUUUAUAAAAAGAAAGCAUUCAAUCAGGAUUAUCCGAGGAACCAGAAAUCCCAUAACUGGGACGACUAUCGUCUGUCGCUAAGCAGCAUGCAGUACAUCCAAACCAAGGCCACCAUGUUCAGAGCUACGUGUGAGUACCAAAACAGAGAUUCUCUUACUCCUGACUUUUUGCUUGGAUACAAGACAGACUUUGAUAUCAUCAAUAGCGGUAAUGAAGGGGCAACAUUGUGUCCCAUAAUGUCUUACAUGAACUUUAAAGGACACGAGUUCAAAGGGCAAMGUGUACCAACGUGGCACAUUAAAGAUCAGUGUCAUUUACACGUGGAUUACUCCGUUAAUAAGUGUGGAUUCACACCACCCGCAGCAUCAUACAUUCAUGACGAGGAUAACUUCGGAAAAUAUGCAACUACAAAUCCAGCAUUUAAAUGCACUGCAACACAACAGUCUACCACACAGUGGUGGUUAGGAGAACAGCUUUAGGGUGACCACACAGUACAUCUACUGACCUUGGAAUAUGGGAUCCUGUUACUAUGGUAACACUAACCCAGUAUUCAAAUACACUGCAACACAACAGUCUACCACACAGUGGUGGUUAGGAGAACAGUACUAAGAUGACCACACAUGCAAAAUAGAUAUUGAAUGGAAAACCAACUGAUUGGUUACUAUGGUAACACUAACCCAUUAUAUAAAUGCACUACAUCAAAUCUCAUACUAUACUUAUAGUCAGGUCUCUUAUGGCAAAAUAUAGGUCCCAUCGUUACAGAAGUGACAAAAGCGCCAAAUUUGGCAGAKAUGUUCCUUAGGAUCCACUAAAUAAUGUUAGAGGGGGAGCCCAACGCAAUUCUCACAAUUAAGGGGGAUUAAGGGGUUUUUUAAUUUACCUUAAUUACGAAUUGGGCUACCUGUGGUGGUUUGCAGUUUUCAAGUAAAACAGCUCACAAGAAA